This is a messenger RNA of Struthio camelus australis, 1413 nucleotides long. NCBI's taxonomy places the organism in Eukaryota, Metazoa, Chordata, Aves, Struthioniformes, Struthionidae. The record is from RefSeq and is a predicted model, not a curated record.
CCGCCCUUCUCCACAACCUGGGUGACGUGCUCGAAGAGCAGGCGGCUCAGGCAGAAGAGAGCCCUGUCAGAAAGGAAGCUGACGCACUAUUUUGUGGAUCAUCGGAAAGUUCGUGUGAUUGGAGGACAAGGAGGAGGAGGGGGUCAUUCUUUUCAUAGUGAACCUAGAAAACAAUUCGGAGGUCCUGAUGGUGGAAAUGGGGGUGAUGGGGGUCAUGUCAUUUUCAAAGCUGACCAACAAAUCAAAUCACUUUCUUCAAUCCUCCCCUUCUAUCAAGGUUUUCAUGGACAGAGAGGAGGAAGCAAAAACUGUUACGGAGCCAAUGGUGCAUAUAUGUAUGUUAAAGUCCCAGUAGGUACAUUGGUUAAGGAGGAUGGGACAAUUGUGGCUGACCUUACUCGGCAUGGUGAAGAGUAUGUUGCAGCUUAUGGGGGAGCUGGAGGAAAAGGUAAUCGCUUUUUUCUUUCCAAUGACAACCGAGCGCCAACAUUAUUUACUCCAGGAGAGCCAGGUCAGGAAAGAGUCCUCCACUUGGAACUCAAGACAACAGCUCAUGCAGGAUUGGUGGGUUUUCCUAAUACCGGGAAAUCAUCACUUUUGAGAGCAAUCUCCAAUGCAAAGCCAGCAGUGGCUGCCUACCCAUUCACGACCCUAAAUCCCCAUGUUGGCAUUGUUCACUAUCAAGACUAUGAGCAAGUAGCAGUUGCUGAUAUUCCUGGCCUAAUAAGAGGUGCUCAUCAAAACAGGGGCCUCGGGAUGGCCUUCCUACGGCAUAUUGAACGCUGCCGUUUUCUCUUAUAUGUGGUGGAUCUCUCUGUGUCUCAGCCGUGGAUUCAGCUACAAGACUUAAAACAUGAACUGGAACAAUAUAAAAAAGGAUUGUCCAAGAGGCCUUGUGUUGUUAUUGGCAAUAAGAUUGACCUUGCUCAGUCCAGGAUUAAUUUGCAACUCCUUAAAGAACAAAUAGAUGACCGGGUCAUUGCAUUGUCUGCACUGACGGGAAGCAACCUAGAGGAAUUGUUGUUUCAUUUGAGAGAACUGUAUGACAGUUAUGUGAAGACAGAACAAUCACGAGGGCAAAGCUCAGUCGAGUGUGCGUGAGGCACACCAUCAGGAUUUGCUCCGGACUGCUGUGUCGGAAAGCUGUUUUGUUUUGUCUCCUGUUGUUGCAAAAAGCCUGAGAGACUUCAAAAUAUGAAAGUUGUAAUCAUGAUGGAUAUUGAAUUGGAAACUGGCAACCUGGAUCCUCUGUGGCAUUAGACAGUUACCUGUGGAAUGAAUAGAAUGGUAUUUGGUGGAACUGAAUGAAAUUCAGGAUCUGCAGGCGAUGUUGGCUUGCUUUUCUGAAUUGGAAAGAAGUGACUUCUCAAUUUUCAUUAAUCAAAAAUUCUAAAAUAAAAUAAGCUGAUCUUG